Molecule: messenger RNA, 1207 nt
Organism: Pocillopora damicornis (cauliflower coral)
Lineage: Eukaryota; Metazoa; Cnidaria; Anthozoa; Scleractinia; Pocilloporidae
Product: putative carboxypeptidase X1
Cellular component (GO): extracellular region
Molecular function (GO): calcium ion binding
Source: RefSeq, a predicted model, not a curated record
UCUCAGGCUGAAUAAAUAGGGACCCUUGAUAACUGCGUUUAACAGUCCAUUAGUGCAAUCACUCCGUGAGGUUUGGAAUAAAAAGUCAUCGCCAACGAAAUGAGGUUUUUUAUGUCAUUUGCUGUCCUGUUGGCUUUUACAGGAUCAAGCCAGGGUCGACUGAUUCCACGUGACAAGAUCGUCUUGAACAAAAAAGAGGCAUUCGAUUUCUUUGGCUUCUUUAAAGAUAUCGACCACGAGUGUUAUGAGGAAGGUUGCACUUUUGGUGAGGUUGUCGAUCAUUAUGGCCACAAGGAAAAAUCGUACGAGUAUUGGAACACUUACCAGUGCGAGAAAUUUCAAAAAGGCUGUACAGACAAAGAGUGCCGUGGGAACUCUGUUGGAAUUGAAGAUCCGGAUAAAGUUUCCGGGGGAGGAAUUGUUGCUUCCUCAUGGCUCAGAUCAAACUUAGAUUUCGCACCAUCUCAAGGGAGAUUGCACAACGAAAAAGGAUCCUGGUGCGCAAAUAAGCAAGAAGAGGAUCCAAAACCGUAUCUUCAGGUCGAGCUUCCAGUGCGUACUGGAGUUUGCGCAGUAGCUACACAAGGAUCAGCUCUGUACGAUACCGACUACGUCACGAAAUACGAAAUCCAAACCUCAUUGGACAAAAAGAAUUGGGUAACAUACCAGGAAAAUGGAACGGACAAGAUUUUUCACGGUAACACUAACGCCGAUCACAUGCUAAAAGUAAACCUCGAUCAACCGGUUCUGGCCAUGUUUGUCCGGUUUGUCAUAAAAGAAUUCGUCGAAUGGCCAUGUAUGCGUGUUGAAGUUUACGGUACACCUGCAAAUUGUACUGUUAGGACAAAGGACAACGAAUGUUGUGUGUUUCCCUUCAUGUACAAAGGAGAGAGACACUUUUCAUGUUUACCAUCUUUAUUCAACGGCGAUUGGUGUGCGACAACACACGACUAUGGCAAAGAUAAAAAAUGGGGAGAGUGCUUAGAAGGAGACUUGAACGCAUGAAGUAGGAUGCAAGCCGAAAUCACCAUGCAACAGCAGAUCCUACUUACGUUUGAAUCAAGAUAGCACCUUGUAAAGAAGGCCUGGCCUUCAGCACGUAUGGGUUUCUUUCAAUCACCGUUUAUCAUUACAAGUACUUGACAAUAAGGGUAAUUUCACUUUCUGUACACAAUUCACUUAAUAAACGUGUUUUUUCACGAACUCC